GUGACGUCAAGCUCGGCGCCGAUCUCGUUGUUUUGUGUACAUUGUUCUCGGUGAACAAAAUAUUUAUCGCUGAAUCUGUGAAUAAUAUUCUUCGCUGAAAUACGCUUGCUUUCAUCUCGCUUUCAAUGACAAAUACGCAAUUAAGCUGAACUACAUCGAGCAAAUACAAGCUUUCAAUUAAAGGGAGUACAAUUGUUAAAGGUUAGCCGUCAGCAUGUUAAACGCGUUGGGAGUGAUUUGUUCCGGAAGGCUGGUUCAAACCGACUUCCAGCAAAUAUCGGAAGUACAAUAUCUGAUAAACAUACCGGAGGCCGAUAAUGUGAAUCACGUCGUUGUGUUCCUAACCGGGACGACUCCGUUUGCCGAAGGGAUGGCUGGGGCUGUUUAUUUUAGCUGGCCAGAUCCAAACGCGCCCCCGACUUGGCAAUUCCUUGGGUACAUCUCCAAUUCGAAACCAUCAGCUAUAUUUAAGAUAUCUCAGUUGAAGAAACUAGACGAAAUGUCCAAUAAUUCCGCUGUGAACGUUUUCGGAGCGAAUCUUCCAAUUUCGCACAUUGCACAAAUUGGCGUGUCCAUAGAACCGGAAUCAAAUCUUAUGCAGCAAACGCCAGCAACGACUACCACUGAUACCUACUAUCAGUUCGGGCAGAAAAUGGUGGAAAAUUUCUUCAACUUCGUGAGCAGUUUUUCCGUUACUCAGUCGCAAAUGAUGCCGAACCCGAACGAAGCGUUCGUUCCGCUGUCGACGGUUCAGACGUGGUUCACCAACUUCCAGCGCCGGUUGCAGCAGAAUCCUAGCUUCUGGAAAAGCUAAACUAAUCGGUGCAAUGCAUGACACUAGUCGGGAAGAAGCACGAUUAAGGGAUUAAGGCACGCGGGAUAGGUUAACCUACACCAAAACGAUGCGAUGCAGGGGGUUUUUCAUCUACGAAGGAAGUCUACUAAAAUAGUGUAUAGAGCAAUAGUUCGCGCGGUUUUUCAUUAACGUAAUUUACCAUGUGUUGUUUCAUUCUAUGAUUCGUUUCUUUCAAGCAUUUCAUUCGGUCCUCGCACUGGAUGGUUAUUAAUUUUACCUGUAAUAAAAUGAUUUUGGAUGAAA
Messenger RNA from Aedes aegypti (yellow fever mosquito), 1099 nucleotides. RefSeq names its product protein OPI10 homolog. Gene Ontology annotation, molecular function: Hsp70 protein binding; nuclear import signal receptor activity. Lineage: Eukaryota; Metazoa; Arthropoda; Insecta; Diptera; Culicidae. Gene Ontology annotation, biological process: protein import into nucleus. Gene Ontology annotation, cellular component: cytosol; nucleus. The transcript is spliced from 4 exons. Bases 215 to 814 code for a protein of 199 amino acids. The record is from RefSeq and is a predicted model, not a curated record.